Messenger RNA from Penaeus monodon (black tiger shrimp), 4742 nucleotides. RefSeq names its product sodium-independent sulfate anion transporter-like. The coding region runs from base 691 to 2592 and encodes 633 amino acids. The transcript is spliced from 13 exons. Gene Ontology annotation, molecular function: sulfate transmembrane transporter activity. The record is from RefSeq and is a predicted model, not a curated record. NCBI's taxonomy places the organism in Eukaryota, Metazoa, Arthropoda, Malacostraca, Decapoda, Penaeidae. Gene Ontology annotation, cellular component: membrane. Gene Ontology annotation, biological process: transmembrane transport.
AAGAAGUGAAGUGACGUGAGUGACCUAACAAUCAAGAAGAAACACCAGAACACUUAAUCCUACAAUGCUCAAGAUUCAAUUCAUACAAAACUAAUUUAAUACAAUGACUAAACAAGAUAAAAAUACAAAAUCAUGAUCUGAAUUUAUUAAUCAUAGGUGCGGAUCAACCUCCCACAAGGAAGUAUUACAUUCUGAGACACAAAAAUCUUCCAACUGAGAACAAGAAUAAUUUAUAUAAUAUGAAAACAACGAAGAACACAAAGAAAAUCCAGGGAGUAUAGACUGAUAUGUAGUCUAAAACCCCAUAAAAGAAGAAAGACGAAGUGAGUGACUGACAGAAAAAAAUAAGGCAAAACAAGUAAUUUAGAUACCAGAUAUAUUUUUUCAUAUCCUAUGUGAAAAUUUAGGCAAAAAAAAAAAAAAAAAGUAUGUGUGGAAGGCAUAAACAAUUAAGUAACGGUAUUCAGGUACUCAUACUUAAAGAUCUGUUUGGUUGUGAGUGAAUUCAUGAAAAAUAAUACAAAUUUCCAUAUAUAGUCGGACCAUGUUUGCAGACAAGAUCCCGACGUCGAGACGCCCCUGAGGGAGGCCUCCCCUCUGCCCAUCGUCCGCCCAGCCACCAAGGCGGCGGGGCACCCAGGCGCAGACGGAGCAGCGAACGCCGGAGCGAAGGCCCAGUCCAGACCCACGAUGGCCAGCGUGACCUCCAACGCCACGAAUCUCCUUUCGAGGAAGGUCCGCGGCAUCUUCACCAAGAAGACCCUGAACGCGAGGCUCCCGAUCACGCAAUGGCUCCCCAAGUACAACCUGGAGAUGCUGGAGGGGGACGUCCUGGCCGGUUUCACCGUCGGUCUCACCGUCAUCCCGCAGGGCAUCGCCUACGCCAUCGUAGCCGGCCUGGAUGCUAAUUAUGGUUUGUACUCCGCAUUCAUGGGUUGCUUCGUGUACACGCUCCUUGGCAGCUGCAAGGACAUUACCAUUGGCCCCACGGCCAUCAUGGCCAUCAUGACCCACGAGUACUCAGGCGCCGGAGGAGCCGACUUCGCCGUGUUACUCUGCUUCCUCAGUGGCCUCAUUAUCCUUGCCUCCGGCAUUUGCAACUUGGGAUUCCUCAUAAUGUUCAUAUCGAAGCCUGUGAUAUGCGGCUUUACCUCAGCGGCUGCCAUUACCAUAGCCUCCUCGCAGCUCAAAGGACUCUUCGGGCUAAGCUACGAUGCAGAAGGAUUUUUGGACACGUGUAAAAAGCUGUUUCAAAAUAUUGCGUAUACUAAGUGGCAAGACAUCACGCUGGGGAUAUGCUGUAUGAUCUGCCUACUGCUCAUGAGGAAAUUAAAGGACUUAAAAGCUGUGAAGCCAAAUGAAGCAGAUUCAACGGGGAAAAAAGUAUUUAAGAAAAUAAUAUUCUUAUCGUCUGUGGGAAGAAAUGCCAUAGUCGUCAUUGUCGCCGGUGUUAUUGCAUUUGCUGCUCCGGAAGGCACGUUCAACGUGACAGGCGAUGUUCAAGGGGGCAUGCCAAGCUUCAAGCCUCCUCCCUUUUCUACCGAAGUGAACAACGUAACCUACUCCUUCGGCGACAUGAUGGCGUCCGUCGGCUCGGGUGUCGUCAUCAUUCCUCUCAUUUCCAUACUGGAAAGCAUUGCCAUUGCCAGUGCCUUUGCCGGAGGAAAGACCAUCGAUGCUACUCAAGAAAUGAUUGCUCUUGGUUUCUGUAAUAUUAUGGGAGCAUUUGUGCAAUCGAUGCCCGUCACUGGAUCCUUCUCUCGGACGGCCGUCAAUGCUACAAGCGGGGUCAGGACACCUGCAGGUGGCGUUGUGACCGGCGUGCUGGUGGUGCUUGCAUUAGCUUUCCUGACACCUUACUUCAGAUACAUUCCCAAGGCCACAUUGUCAGCUGUGAUCAUAUGUGCUGUGAUAUUUAUGGUGGAAUAUGAGAUGGUCCUCCCAAUCUGGAGAGCAAGGAAGCUUGACCAGCUUCCUCUCUGGGGUUCCUUCCUCACAUGCUUGUUCUGGAAGCUUGAAUAUGGCAUCUUGGUUGGGGUUGGCAUCAACCUAGCCAUUCUCUUGUAUGGUACUGCCCGACCCAAGGUUGGGGUGACAGCCGUGAUGAGACAGGAUGGAGAUGAACCUGCAUAUGUUUUGGUGGAACCGCGUAGUGGUCUUUUCUUCCCCUCAAUUGAUCACGUAAGGUCAGUUGUAAGCAAAGCAGGCCGAGGAAUGGCCAGUGGAAACCUGACAGUUGUCGUGGACUGCAAACAUUUUGUUGGGGUUGACUUUACUGCUGCCAAGGGAAUCAAAGGUCUUUGCAUGGACUAUGAAAAGCGUCACCAGGACCUGAUAUUCAUCAACGUCACACCAGGCGUUGAGCGGGGGCUCAGAUCAGUCUGCGAUAAUCUCACCAUCGUCACAUCACAGUUCGAGCUACACAACUCUUUAAAAAUAACAUCUCCAGUGCCAACCAUCAGUAGUACAGCAGCGUUUCAGCAAAAUAAUGAAGCUGGGCGACACACGGACUCUAAUGACCAGGAUGUCACAAACCCUCUGCUUGGCUCGGGUACAGAUCCGAGGCCAGUCAUACGGGAACAAGUUGCUUAAGGCUCCAACCUACCUAUAUACUUGCAUACUUACAUACUUACAUAUAUCUGUAUAUAUGUAUACAUAUACACAAGUGGACAGGUAAUUUGUAAGUGUAUUUUUUAAUGAUCUUGCUAAUGUGUCUUUAGUCUAAACUGGUCUGAAAUAUUUAAAACUCAAAUGUUUGUGAGCUUUUUAUAUUUAUUGUUCUUGAUAAUUAUGUAUGCCUUUAAGCAUAAUAAGCAACAAUACAUAUGGUUGUGUUUCACUUUAAAGUGUUAAAAAGAAGUGGAUGAACUAAUAUCAACAUUAUUUUCUUGUUGUGUGUACUUAUGAACCACUUGUUUUUGGUGUGUUUUUACAACAAUAUCAAGUGAAUUAUGUUUUGAUUACAAAGCAUUCCUUAUUUAACCAGCCAGACUGAAGAGGGAGAUUUGUACUGUUUUAUGACUAAUUUCUUUAUUAAUAUUUUUAUUACAACUUUUUCUAUUUGUUGUCUGUGUUCUUUGUUCUCCCUUACUCCAGGCUUUCUUUCCUUUUCCCCUUUGCUUUCCCCUUUCCCCCUUUCCCAUUGCCUUUCCCUUUCCUUUUCCCUUUCUCUUCCCCCUCCCCUUUCCCCCUCCCCUUCCUUUUCCCCUUCACCUGAAUGAGAAGGAAUUUUGUGCUGUUACCUAUAUUCUUAUUAAUAUUUUUUCUAUUAGUUAUCUUUGUUCUUUAUCGUAUCCUUCUCCUGCAUCCCUUUCCCCAUCUCCAUCCUCCACCCUUUCCAUUUCCAUUCCCUUUCCCCUUCUUGACCCCUUUCCCCUUUCCUCCUUCCCCCUCCUCUUUUCCCUCCUCCUCUUUGUCCCUUCCCUAUCCCCUUCCCCUUCCCCUUCCCUUCCCCUUCUUCUUAUCCUUCUCAGUCCUGCCUUUUUUCUUUUUUUCUUUUGCUUUUUUCCUGUGUACUAUUCCUUUUUCUUGAUAUCAUGAGGAACCCUAUUUAACAAACUUUUUUCAGCAGAAGUUUGUGUAGCUGAGACUAUAUGUUAUUGAUUAAUGAUAUAUGUAUUAUUAAAAUCCAAUUGAGAGGCAAUUUGAUGAAAUAUAAUACAGACUGGUAAAAUUAUAAAAAACAAUAAUUGAAGGUGUAUUUACUAUAAGGCACCUUCUGUAUGUGGAAAGUUUAUUGUUAAGUAAUAUAGUUUAUCCAGAUAUGUUUUAUAUAUUCUUUAGAUAUGGAUUUGUGAGGCCAGUUAGUUGCUCUGGUUAGACAAAUCACUGUGAUACUUCAUCAUUCAACAUAAAGUGAAAUAUUGGUUGGUCACAUGACAUCAUAAGAGAAUUGUAAUUGUUUGACAGUUUUAUAACUAUCCCAAUAACAUUCCAAAAAUGCUAUUUAGAAAUCUUGUUAAUUUAUGACAAGCAGAAUUUUAUAUUUACACUUUAGACUAUUCAUCAGUUAAAUGUAUUUUUAAAGAGAAAAUAACAUAUUUUUUCUUUUGAAUAUCUGAUCAUUUGAAUACUAUUGGUUACUUUAUUUAUAAAAUCAUAAGAUAAGAGGGACAGAUUUUAGGAAUACAACACAAUAGUGAAGUUGGAACACAGUAUCAGAGACUUUCCAAGCAGUGGCAAUAUGAAUAAUGGUAAUGUGUGAUCUUUCACUUUAUUCUGAAGAUAGAGCAUGUUGUGGAACUUCAGAAUGGUAAGGAUUUGGUAUAUGCUCAAAUAUGCAAGUAGAACAAUGAAGGGAAGUACAGGAAAACACACAAAUAUGCCGAAGCCUUUUCGCUUUAUUACUUCAUCGAGGCAUAUGCCCUGAUGAAGCAAUAAAGCAAAAAGGCUACGGUAUAUUUGUGUGUUUUCCUGUACUUCCCUUUGUUGUUCUACUUGCAAUUUGUUCAACACGAAUUCCACAUGCUCAAAUAUGAGAGAAGUUUUAGUGCAUGUUACAUAUGUUUGUUGACACAUUUUUGUUUGUUAUUAUAUGUUAUAGGAUUCUUACUGAAUCCAGUUUAUCUGUGAAUCCAAUAUAUGGCUCUGGGCCAUUACAUGGUGCAGUUAUAUAUUUCUCUGUUUGCAUUAUAAAGCAAAUGGCCUAUCAGUCCUGACGUCUGUGUCUGGUCUGAAUCACUCCUUUGUUGAUUUGUAAAUGCUCACUUUCUAUGUGAAGUUAAUAACAUAUGGAAUAUAAU